Messenger RNA from Protopolystoma xenopodis, 372 nucleotides. NCBI's taxonomy places the organism in Eukaryota, Metazoa, Platyhelminthes, Monogenea, Polystomatidea, Polystomatidae. The record is from the annotation of a GenBank genome assembly.
CUUCGUGUUUCUCGACAGGCAUACUCCCUUCGAGACCCUCCACACGCAAGCAUCUUUUCUCAGGUAGCAUUGGCUGCACUCUCACCUGCUUCCCCUACUACGUCUCAGUCUCCUGAAGGCUCAAAUUUCCUUUGGCUAGUCACUUACGAAUGUUUGAAGCGAAAUCCAUUUACAGAAUCAUCUUCCUUGUACAAUUCUCAUACUGCCCGUCCUAGCUCUGCCCCUACCAAUGGUGUUAGUGAGUUAAAUGAUCAAGCUCGUCUUACCUGGUGGAAAAUUUUGCGUGAGCCGAAGGUUCUCUCUAAACUCGAUUCUGAAGAGACUGAAGCUCAAUUAACUGACUACGCAAAUGAAUUUUCAACGAAAAAGUGA